Messenger RNA from Cuculus canorus (common cuckoo), 6440 nucleotides. It is a transcript of the gene RPGR, whose product is annotated as retinitis pigmentosa GTPase regulator. The transcript has 14 exons. Gene Ontology annotation, cellular component: photoreceptor outer segment. Bases 94 to 4302 code for a protein of 1402 amino acids. Lineage: Eukaryota; Metazoa; Chordata; Aves; Cuculiformes; Cuculidae. Gene Ontology annotation, biological process: protein ubiquitination; visual perception; ubiquitin-dependent protein catabolic process. Gene Ontology annotation, molecular function: ubiquitin protein ligase activity. The record is from RefSeq and is a predicted model, not a curated record.
CCUUGGGGCCGUGCGUCCCCGCGGCCUCCCGCUUUAUGGCCGUUGCCCGUGGCAGGGGCUCUGUUGACUUCCGGCCACCGCGCCGCACCGCGCAUGGGGCGCCCCACGGCCAUGGCGCAGCCCGCCGAGGAGGACGAGCUGCCGGUGCCUGAAUCUGGUGCUAUUUUUACAUUCGGAAAAAGCAAAUUUGCAGAAGAUGUUCCUAGCAAAUUCUGGUUCAAAAACGACAAGCCUGUACAUAUAUCAUGUGGGGAUGAACAUACUGCUAUUGUUACAGGAAAUGGUAAACUGUACGUGUUUGGCAGUAACAACUGGGGCCAGUUAGGACUAGGAUCAAAGAACACGGUCAGCAAACCAACAUGUGUUAAAGCUUUAAAACCAGAAAAAACAAAACUUGCUGUUUGUGGAAGAAACCACACUUUAGUUUACACAGAAAAAGGAAAUGUAUAUGCUGCUGGAGGUAACAGUGAAGGUCAGUUGGGAUUAGGUGACACAGAGGAAAGGACCACAUUUCAUUUAAUUAGUUUUUUUACCAGCCAGCACAAGAUCAAACAGCUAGCAGCUGGAUCAUAUACCUCAGCAGCUGUAACUGAGGAUGGGCAGCUUUUUGUGUGGGGUGACAAUUCGGAAGGUCAAAUCGGCCUGGCCGAUGAAGCCUGUGUCAGUGUCCCUUGUCAAGUGGAUGUUGGAAAACCUGUUUCUUAUGUAUCCUGUGGAUAUUACCACUCUGCCUUGAUAACAGGAGAUGGGGAGCUGUACACUUUUGGAGAACCUGACAAUGGGAAACUGGGACUAUUGCCUGAACAACUGAAGAACAAUAGAGUCCCACAGCCUGUACUUGGAAUUAUGGAAAAGGUUAAUAAGGUAGCUUGUGGUGGAGAACAUACAGUGGUGCUGACAGAAACAGAUGUAUAUACUUUUGGACUUGGACAAUAUGGACAGCUGGGACAUGGUACUUUCAUUUUUGAAACUUCAGUCCCGAAAUCUGUGAAACACUUGAGGAGGCAUAAAAUAUGUAACAUUACAUGUGGAGAAAAUCAUACUGCUGUAAUAGCAGAGAAUGGCCUCAUGUUUACUUUUGGAGAUGGGCGACAUGGCAAGUUAGGCCUUGGAGAAGAGAGUUUUACGAAUCAGUUUGAUCCCACUUUGUGUUAUAAUUUCUUGAGCUUCACGGUCCUUUUGGUUGCUUGUGGUGGUUGUCACAUGCUAGUUUUUGCUGCUCCAAGACCUAAAGGAUCUGAAGAAGUACUCUUAGAAGAUUUAUCUGAGAACGAUUUCAAUGCUACUAUCUCUAAAAUAAGUGGAGAAUCACUACUAACAAACACAUUACAACUAACAUCAGCACGAAUGCGACGUCGAGAGAGGGAAAAUUCACCAGAACAGUUUGUUCGAAUGGCACGAAGUCUGCCUCCACUGGGAGAAAGCUUCUUAAAAUCAUCACUGCCUGUGACUAGCAACACUAGCCCACUCUGGUUUUCUACGACAAGUCUUCCUAAAGCUGAAUCUAGGAAGGAUAGAGACCAUGGAAAAGGAAAGAAUCAUCAAAAAGAUGAACUCAGUGAAGACUCUGCAGAAGAUUCAGAUAGUGAAAAUAAUGACAGAAACCUUGGAGAUACAACUGACAUCCUGAAUAUGACACAUGCAAUGAAAUUGAAUCCCAGUGACCAGUCCUUAAAAUUAUCACCACUCCAAAAACAAAAGAAGAACAAUAAAAAUGUGAAACUGAAAAGAGAUGGUAAGGGUGGGAUGAAAAACAAGGAUUCUGAUUUCAUGAAGGAGGGCUCAAAAUUAGACUCUAGCUCUUUACAGAAGCAGUGUUCACUUUCAGAAUCAUCAAGACAAGAUUUAGAAAAAAGCAGUGCCUUUGUAGAGAAACCUAUGGCCAAAAAAAAUACAAUGAAAGGUCAAUUGGAGCAUGCCCAAAGUGUAAGAACUUUGAAAAGUAGUGUUCAACAAAUUACUAGGGACAAAUGCAGAUCAGUGAAAAGGGAAAAAGAAUAUAAGGAAAAUCCUGAAUUUGUCAGAGAGGAAGUAACUUGUAAUAUUCCCAUUGAAAAACAAAUUCUGACUGAAAAAACAAAUUCUUCCAAUAAAAAGUCAAAACCUGUUGCAUCUAAACAAUCCCUUAAAAUAGAGGUACUUCCUUCUGCAUCCAGGGAUCUGCCUCAGACCAAUUCAUUAACUGUACAAAAAUACAAUCCUGUUAAAAAGCAAGUAAGUCUAGAAGCAGAAAGUAAAGAAAAAAUAAAGGAAGUUGAAAAAUCUGAUAAAUGUGAAAGAAUAUGCACCAAAGAAGAAGAAAACAAUAAUGAGCAGAGAAAGUUUAAAAAAAAGGAUCAAAUUUUGAAACAAAUAGCUGUAACUAUGUCAUCAUCUUCAACUGAGGAAAGUAGUAAUGAGCCUGCAAAAUACAUACUUAAGAGUAGGGAGAAAGAAGAGGAUGACUCUGAAGACAGAGCGAUCCAGAAGGCAAUGAAAACAGUAGAAACUGUGAAAGAUUUAGACUUGGAAAAAGAAGACAGUGAGAUUGAGGAGAUGCAAGCUACAAACAAUGAGAAAGAAUGUGUGGAAGAGACUGAUAUAAGAAGCCUGAAUGAGGAAGAAACAAACUCUGAUGCUAAAUCUGAUGAAGAAAGGCAGUUAGAAAUUAGGAAUGAGGAGGAAUCUAAUCAAGAGCAGGAGAGUGAAGGCAGUGAAAAGAGCGAAAGUGAAAAAGAAAAAACAGAUGAAAGAGUUGACAGCGCAGGUGAACAAGGGGACGAAGAAGAGAGUGAAAUUCAAAAAGAUAGAGAUGGAGUUUCAGUAGAAAGAGAUGAAGACGAAGAGGAAAAAGAUAAUAAGGAAGAAAAUGAAGGUGAGGAAUCGGAAGCUGAAAGAGACAGUGAGAAUGAGGAUGCAGAGAAGAUUGAAGAGCUUAAUCAGGAAGAUGGCAAAGAACAAGGAGAUGAGGAAGGCAGGUUGAUGGAAGAAGAAAUGCUGAGUGAGGGAGAUGAGAGUGUGGAGGAGGGGGAGUAUGCAAAAGAGGAAUACAUUGAAGAAGAAAACAAGGAACAGGUUAAAAGUGAGGGAAGAGGUGAGAGUGAGGAAGAAGGUGAAGAUAGAGAGGACAAAGAAAAAGAGGUAGAUGCAGAAGAGGGAGAACAUGAAAAUGAAAACAAAGAGAGGGAGAAUGAAAAAGACAAAGAGGAUGAAGAGGAGGAGUUAGAACAAUCAUUGGCAGGGAGGGAUGAAGAAGAGGAAGGAGAUGAACAGGAAAAUGAUGAAAACAAAGAGAGGGAGAAUGAAAAAGAUGAGGGUGGAGAGGAGGAGUUAGAACAGUCAUUGGCAGGGAGGAGUGAAGAUGAGAUAUCUGAAGAAGAACAGGAAGAGAAUGCAAAUAGGAGAACUAAGAAGGUAGAAGUGGACAGAGUGGAAGAAGAAGGAGAAGGAGAAGGAGAAGGAGAAGGAGAAGGAGAAGGAGAAGAGGGGAAGGAUGAAGCUGAAGAGAAAAGAGAAGAUGAGGAGGAAGAGGAGGAAGGAGCAGCGGCAGAAGCAGAAGGGGAGGAGGGGGAAGAAGACGAAAAUGUGGAAGAAGGAGAAAAUGAAGAAGAGGAAGGGGAAGAAGAAGGAGAAGAUGAAGAGAUAGAGGGGGUGGGAGAAGAGGAGGAACAAGAAGAGGGAGAACAGAGAGUUGAAGAAGAAGGAGAAGGAGCAGAGGAAGGAGAGGGAGAAGAGGGAGUGGAAGCAGAAGAGGAGGAGGAAAAAGAAGAGGGAGAGGAAGAAGAGGAAGAAGAAGAAGAAGAAGAAGAGGAAGAAGAAGAAGAAGAAGAAGAAGAAGAAGAAGAAGAAGAAGAGGAGGAGAAGGAGGAGGAGGUGGAGGAGGAAGAAGAAGAAGAAGAAGAAGAAGAAGAAGAAGAAGAAGAAGAAGAAGAAGAAGAAGAAGAAGAAGGAGGGGAGGAAGAAAAGGGAGAGGGAGAGGGGGAGGAGGAGGGGGAAGGAGAGGGAGAGAAGGAAGAAGGGGAAGAAGGACCACAGGGUGAAGGAGAAGAGGAGAAAAUGGAUGUGGGAGAGGAGGACAAAGAGGAUAAGAGAGAGGAAGAAGAAGUAGAGGAAGAGGAAAAAGCAAAAGGUAAAAGAAAAGAUGAUAGUAAUAAGCUUCCACAAACGAAAAGCAAAACCAGGAAGCCAGAGAAGACAGAAAGUACUGCUUUACCAAACAGCUCUAAACAGAAAAUUAAGUCCAAGCAGCAUGUAGCAAGUCGUUCACAUAAUUCAGAACAAUUUUGGAACAAUGUGCUACCUCAUUAUUUAACACUAAAGUAGCAUAGACUACUGGAGAUGCAUUUUAUACCUAUUCAGGAAACUUUGGGAUUAUGGCAGGUUGAUUUUUAUUACUUAAAAUAUGUUUUAAAUGUAGUCAAAAUAUAUUAUUAUGGAAUACUUUUAAAGUGCCAAUUUCUUGAAAAGCACUGAAGAAAGUGUUUAGAUUUGGGAAGCUUUUAUGAGAGAAACCACGUAUAUUGUUGAUAGAAUUAUUUACACAAUCAUCUUUAUCAUACGUGACACAAAAACAUAUCUGCUGAGGAGGGAAAAUGUGUUUGCCUCAAUUAAAUUCUAAUGUCAUACUGACAAUAUGAAUUAUACAUUGUAACAGUGUAAUUUUCUUUGCCUUUUAAUCAGAUUUUUUAAGGUAAUGCAUCAGGUUUAGUUGCAGGAGAGCUUGCUCAUUUAUGUGCCUUGUAUGAAAGGAGUGUCAGUAAAUUAUCAAAGAUACAUAUUUUUAAAUUUUGGUAUGAUUCCCUCUAAUUUCCUUCCGUUCAUAUAAUGGUAAAAUUUUGAGUACACAGCAUAAAUUAAGGAAAGGACAAGUUGCCAAAUUUACAUCAUGUGGUAAGUGGCAGACAAAUGGAAAUACAGGCCUGGGUAAAUGGUGGCCUGGGCUUUUUUGAAGGCCUUAAUGUUGACUUCUUAUUUUUGGUGUCAGCACACAAUCAUAUGUAAAAAGGCAAAUACAAGUCUCAGAAUCUGAUGUAGUUUACAUUAGAGUCAGAAUGCAUCUGUUUAGCAAGGUUUUUUAUUAUCCCAUUUGGUGAUUAGACAUAAUCAAGAAUUUGAAAAUACACACCUGUAAAACAUUAUUUACUUGUGUAUACUGUGCAACAAACAGAAGAUUCAAUAUCUGCCUACAAAAGACUAAAUUACAGUAGUCAUCUAACUCUAAGGCUCUCAAACAUGGGAGUACACUUUGUUGCAAUGUGAAUUGUAUAUAUGUUUUCAAGAUCAGAGCCUAAGCUUCUCCUCAUUGGAGAGAUGUGUAUUUUUCCCUCCUAAAAAUCACAUCUAUUGUCUCCAGAAGUUGAUGAUGUAAUAAACAAAGAAGACAGAUGGAAUAGUAGAGAAAAUGGUAUCAAAGUCUGAAUUCUUUUUUGGAAAAGCAAAGUAUAUUAAUACUUCUAGAGCUUCCUUAAAAUUCACAUACAAAUCAUGCAAAUUAUUUUUGUGACUUUGUAAGAUACUGCAUUACUGUUUCAACUAUUAGUGGUCAGACUGUCAAAAGAAUGGAUAGGAACUCAUCAUAUUGCUUUAUUACUUAAAACACUGUGGGUGGUCUGUGAAGUUUCUUUAAACAGAUCUCAGUAUUGAUAUUCUCUAGCUAAAAAGUUAUUUACACCCUGUUUGAAAAUGAGGACAGCAGAAGAAGGGAUAAAAAAUAAUAGAUGUCAUUCAAUAAACACGCUAAUGGAAUAAAUACUUAUGUUGAGAUUAUGAAACAUUUUUAACGUUGUUUUGUAAGAUACUAGCAUUAAACUAUCUUUACCACAAUGUCUCCAGAAUUUAUUUUCUUAAAAAGCUGUGGUAGAUUAGUAGUUUCCCAGUAGAUUCUAGUCCAGUUUGAUCCUUCUUACCUCAGUUACCCCUUCGUAUGCCACAUUUGAAGGUAAGGUCACUUUCAGUCACAGACCGUAUGCCCUAACUAUAGCAAAAAGUUAAUUCAGUGACUGUAUUUAGUCCCUGUGAAAUUUGUUUCAAGUUUUGGGAUUUUCUGGAAUAUGUUGUCUUGACAUCAGCAUGCAUAAUCCUUCAGAAGAGGGUAAGUAUCUUCAUAUUCUGAUAGAGCAGAAUAUUUUAACAGUUAAAUGCACUUCCAAGAAAACAGCUCUCUCUGGCAAUUGAGUUCUCAGUUAUUUAGCAGAAGUGCUACAUUAUCACUGAACUGCUGUGAAAAUAUUUACUUUUGAAACUAAGUGGAGUUAAGCUGUGUUACUUUAUCAUAGGAAAGAUUAGGAUGUUACUGUGAUUAAACUUGGAGUAAUAUUGAGAAGUGUUUUUCUAGGGCUAAAACUGUGUUUCUUGGAUAUGAUUUAUACUUAUUUGUGAUUCUAAAAUUCCACCUUAGAAGAGAACUGUGCUGUGAAAAAAAUCUGCUCUUUCUUAUGAAAAAUAUUUGGGGGGGGGAGCAG